GAACCUUGAUUAACUCUCUUUAAGUGCAUGACAAAGUUUCCUCUAGAUCAUCGCCAGAUCAAGAAUCUUGUAGCUUUUUUCAAGAAUCUCCAAAGUUAACGACCUUUCAAGAAUUUGGGGUGUUGUUUUGUUAUUUAUACAUGAGCAGGGUGUUGUAUCAAUCAGGAAUGAGAGUGGUUCAGGGAAUGAAGGAGCAGGCAUCAAUGUGUGAUUCUAGCACCAUCAAGUCUUUGAGAGAUUCUGCUUGUUCAUCUUCUUCUUCUUCAAAGCAGGCAAGGCGUUUCUCUGGUUCUGUUGAUUCAAGUGGUUAUAAGAUUGCCAAGAGCGAUAAGUAUAAGCAGGCCGAGGAGAAUCUUAGGACUGUCAUGUUCUUGAGCUUCUGGGGUCCUAACUGAGCGUCGUCAAGAAGCAGCAAGCUAGCUGUUGGGGUUCGUCUGUUUUAGCUCUUUGGAAAAUAUUUCUGUAUCCCUUCGAGGUCUGUUUACCAAUCAACUUCUGUACAAGUGUAAAUACAAAAUGGUGGUCUAGUGUGUAUUCAAUUAUAAAAUCUUUAUUUGUAGAGUUAUUUUUGUUAUCUCUGUCAGGCAAAAGAUACCAUUAACAUCAAAUUAGAGAAAGGAAGACUUAAUUCGGUGAUUUGACAAGUAUAUCAUCUUCCCUGCCAUUUAUCUCUAGAUCAUGGUAGCCUGGUAUCGUUUCCUUCUGUGCUUAAUGGCAAUCGGCAAGAUAGCUAGGACUUACUUGGGCUUGUACAGUUUGUGUGUGAGCCCAAAAUGUAAUUUGAAUACAUGCUCUGCAAAUGGCCCAAUCAUGGGAGGAAACAGGACGGAAUUUUUUCCCUGGCCAUAAUCCAUCUCCAAUCUCCACCACAUAAAGAAAACAGAACUGAUAAGCUAGCUUGUUCAGUUUCUCUGUGCCUUUAGCUCCAAAACCUUGUAACCUUGCCUCAGAGCUCUCAGCUGAAAACUGAAAGACUAUGAAUUCACUUAAACUUUACAAGAGUUGUUAUCAAUCACCAUUUCUUCCUAACCUCCACAAAAAGAUGGUAAAACAAUCCACUUUUGCUCCAAACAAGCUGGUUCACGGAAGAAAGCUAGCAGUGAGGGCAUGCGGUGGACUAGAAUCUGAAAAGAAUUCUGAAAGACGAAGUUUCUUGAGUCUUGAAGAAGCUGGUCUAGUUGAAAUGUCCGGUAUAAGCACCCAUGAAAGGUUCCUAUGCCGUUUAACGAUAUCAUCAUUAAACCUUUUAAGGGUUAUAUCAGAGCAAGAAGGGUGUACAAUUGAGGAGCUGAAUGCUGGGAGGGUAUGCGACUGGUUUUUGAAGGAUAAGCUGAAAAGAGAGCAGAAUAUAGAGUCCGCAGUGCUUCAAUGGGAUGAUUCUGAACUCCAAUUUUGAGCCUUUUUACUCUUCUCUUCAUUUAAUUAACAAAAAGGCUCAUUUAGGGAUAUCGUGGGAUUGAGCUAUAGUGUUGUUUGUGACUAUACAUGCUUUGUGCGUAACUGUCUUUUCCAUUAGAGCACCAUAUUGAUCCA
Populus trichocarpa (black cottonwood) is the source of this 1533-nucleotide messenger RNA. RefSeq lists its product as uncharacterized. Lineage: Eukaryota; Viridiplantae; Streptophyta; Magnoliopsida; Malpighiales; Salicaceae. Bases 977 to 1396 code for a protein of 139 amino acids. The transcript has 2 exons. The record is from RefSeq and is a predicted model, not a curated record.